UUGGCAAUUUCCCAUUAGGGUUCAUACUUCCAUUUUCCUCUUCCAAUUUCCCCUCAGAACUCGAACAUGCCGAUCGAAAUGCCCCAAGGCCUCCCUUUUUCAGUGGAUACAUGGACCCCAUCUUCCAAGCAAAAGCGCCACCAUUUUCUAACACACGCUCACAGGGAUCACACCACUGGCAUUGUCCCCCAUUUUUCCUUCCCCAUUUAUUCUACUUUUCUCACCAAAUCCAUCGUUCUUCACCAGUUUCCUCAGCUACAUGAUUCUUUGUUUGUAUGUAUCGAGGUGGGGCAAUCGCUGGUCGUCAAAGAUCCCGAUGGAGCUUUCACCGUUACUGUUUUCGAUGCUCAUCACUGCCCUGGAGCUGUUAUGUUCUUAUUUGAAGGCUAUUUUGGCAAUGUUCUACAUACGGGUGAUUGUAGAUUAACUCCCGAGUGCCUACAGAACUUACCUGAGAAGUAUCGUGGAAAAAGUGGUAAAGAGCCGAGAUGUAAACUGGAUCUGAUUUUUCUAGACUGCACAUUUGGUAGAUUCUUUCAACAAUUCCCUAGCAGGCAUUCAUCAAUACAUCAGAUUAUUAAUUGCAUAUGGAAACACCCUGAUGCUCCGUUGGUAUAUCUGAUUUGCAAUCUUCUAGGACAGGAAGAUAUAUUGCAACAAGUGUCCCAGACAUUUGGUUCAAAGAUAUUUGCUGAUGAAUCCACGAAAGCAGGCUACAAGGCUCUUGAACUUAUAGAUCCUGACAUCCUCACUCAAGAUUCGUCCUCCCGGUUUCAUCUACUUGAUGGAUUCCCUAAACUAUGUCAGACUGCAAGAACACUGCUUGCAGAUGCUCAGAAUCUCUCUGAACCUCUCGUAAUCCGACCCUCUACCCAGUGGUAUGUUCGUGAGGAAGUGUCAGAGAUUUGGAACUCAAGGAAACAAAUAAUUAGUGAAGCAAUUAAAGAUCAACAUGGUAUUUGGCAUGUUUGUUACUCGAUGCACUCGUCGAAGGAAGAACUAGAAUGGGCCUUGCAAAUUUUAGCACCAAAAUGGGUUGUUUCAACCACUCCUGGUUGUCGAGCCAUGGAUUUGGAUUACGUAAAAAAGAAACUCAGUGGUUCUAGUUUAACUUCAAAUGGCCUAAUAUGGAAGCUUUUUGGUAUAGCUGAGGAUAGUUCUUCAGAUUUAGAUGCAUCUGUGAUUGAAGUGAGUUGUUCUUCUGUAGUUGAAGCACCCACUCAAAGAAACGUAGACCCUCAAUCAAAAUCAGUGAAAGUGUAUCCUGUUCCUCAAGAAAUGUUAAACAUUUUGUCUUCAAGCAACUUGCCACCUCUCACAUUAUUUGGACGAGCUAGACUUGCCAUUGAAGAUGCCACUUUGUUUCCAGAAGAAGUUUCAUAUCCAUCUACUGAGAACGAGCCUGUAGAAGCAGUUGGAUAUAAUAUAGCAGACCUGUCCAUUCAUGAUGCCAAGGUUAAACUGAGCGACAAAUCAUCAGCAAAUUCUAAAAAUGAAGUUCACUGCAAAGGAAAACACAAGAAGUUUGCGAAUGAUGCAUUAUCAGCUGACGUCAACGCCUCACUUUACUCAGAUGGAGCUAAGCUCCCUAUUUCUGAGAUACAAGUUUUGUUGACGAACAAUAAUCUGCCAGAAGUAUUCAACAGUGAUGUAGAAGAACAUGUCCAUGAGCAGGAAAGUAGAGUAAAGGAAAAAGAGUCAUCAGACUACUGUAAAGAUGUCUCCAUUAUUCUUGAAACACACGUCGGAAAGAUGGUUAAUAAUGACAGAAUAGCAGCGUGUAGUAAUUCACAUCUUUUAAGUGUUGGUUCUUCAAAGGGAUUUAACGACAAGUUUAGAAAGUUGUAUAGGUCAAUGAAUGUCCCUGUGCCUGAGCCUCUUCCUUCGCUGGUGGAACUUAUGAAAUCUAGAAAACGGGUAAAGAGGAAUGGAUAUUUCUAGUUAUUGCAUAUUAACAACGCCACUAUUCUUUAACAACUUGGAAUUGAUUACAGAUACGAAAGUGAAAAUAAUGGCCAAAGUUGGAUUCAAUAGUCAACUGAUCUUCCUACCUCUAAGGGAAACAUCCUUCCUUUUUUGGUCAGUUGUGGGUGAGGGAUUCAAACCCUGACAGUGGUUCUUAGCCACGUGCUUUAAUCCUUUUGGCCCAUUUUUCUCAAUCUCUCCGACCUUUGUUCCGUAAGAGUGAGUCUCUAGCAAGAAGGAAACACACCAUAGUUCAUUCCCUGUUGGGGAUUCUCCAAGCGAAUGAGGUACACAAAUGUUAUUUGUUGUGUAGUAAAAGAGUUUAGAGGUCAUGAUUAUUGGAGUAUAGAGGUCAUGAUUAUUGUUUACUUAACUUCAAAGUUGGGUAAGCUUUGUGAAAAUAGCAUUCCUGUUUCGUUUUUUCUUAAACCCAUAUUCUUGGUUGCUCAAUGAGUCGAUGUAUAUUAAUAAAUUUGAUAAAUUCAUAUCCUAUACAUGAAUAAAAGAAGCACCAUAUCUUUCAACCCA
Cucumis melo (muskmelon) is the source of this 2493-nucleotide messenger RNA. RefSeq lists its product as uncharacterized. Gene Ontology annotation, biological process: double-strand break repair via nonhomologous end joining; protection from non-homologous end joining at telomere; interstrand cross-link repair. Gene Ontology annotation, molecular function: 5'-3' DNA exonuclease activity; damaged DNA binding. The record is from RefSeq and is a predicted model, not a curated record. Bases 67 to 1941 code for a protein of 624 amino acids. NCBI's taxonomy places the organism in Eukaryota, Viridiplantae, Streptophyta, Magnoliopsida, Cucurbitales, Cucurbitaceae. The transcript is spliced from 4 exons.